AUGCAUGGUUAUAUAGCCUCAAUUUAUCAACACGCCCUCUACCGUCAAUUCCCUGUGUACACGCCGAAGCAGUCGAGCGAAUACUUCGCCAUCUCACAUGGGGCCGAACGACGGCCUGACCGCCAACCAGCCCCCGUUUAUUCAUCGUAUCGCGAGAAGGGAGAUGAGGAAUAUGCGAAGAACAAUCGCAAAACUUUGAUUGACUACAAGGAUUUCGACCGUUCGCCCCUCUCCCCUUACCUAUACAAGGAACAUCCAUACGUUCGAGACCAAGAUUCACGAAUUGUGGGAUCCAACUUUGUCCAGGUGACAUCUCGUCCAAAAGAUCGAUUUCUCGAGAAAGUUGAGCAGACGCUGGCUGAAGUGAGGGCAAUGCCGAGAUACACAUGA
Molecule: messenger RNA, 390 nt
Organism: Strongylus vulgaris
Lineage: Eukaryota; Metazoa; Nematoda; Chromadorea; Rhabditida; Strongylidae
Source: the annotation of a GenBank genome assembly